Aureobasidium melanogenum CBS 110374 is the source of this 1353-nucleotide messenger RNA. Its product is annotated as P-loop containing nucleoside triphosphate hydrolase protein. Gene Ontology annotation, molecular function: ATP binding; ATP hydrolysis activity. Gene Ontology annotation, biological process: protein import into peroxisome matrix. Lineage: Eukaryota; Fungi; Ascomycota; Dothideomycetes; Dothideales; Saccotheciaceae. The transcript is spliced from 3 exons. Gene Ontology annotation, cellular component: peroxisomal membrane; cytosol. The record is from RefSeq and is a predicted model, not a curated record. The coding region runs from base 1 to 1353 and encodes 450 amino acids.
AUGACGGGGGAUAAUUUCGUUUCCAACCCGAAUUUCAACAAUGAGACGUCUAAUGUCUAUUUUGAACACGCUUCUGCCCGUCGCGUCGACACCAGUGCUGUUUUGAUUGAAGCCAUUCGCCGCGAAUACCCCCAAUUACACUUGACCGUGUCACCGACAUAUUCAUGCAACCUCCUGGCGUUCGCCGCUUCUGGUAAAGCUGCUGCUGCACCCAUUGAUAAAGAGAACGACCGGUUAUAUGUACAGCACUUCUCACCACCAGCCAAACGCCUGAAUGGAGACACCGGCCGUCUCGUAGAGGACGUCAAAUUUGGCAAAUUCCUAUUUGACUGGGCCGGCAAGGAAUAUGUCGUCUACGUUGCUGAAGGCCGCGAUGGCCAAGAAUCUUAUCCGUCGAUUCGAAACCAGUACAUUCUGUCAUCUUCUGUACAGGCUACCGAGAAGCUAUUGCUCGAGGCUGGCCGUUUCACCAACAGCGUGGAGGGUGCAGUGCUUGUCUACGACAAGGGCUACUGGCAGAAGAGUCGUGAUCUGUGGGAAAGUAUCCAGGAUGCAGAGUGGAGUAAUGUUAUCUUGGACGAAGACAUGAAGAAAGACUUGAUCAGCGACGUCGACAAUUUCUUUAACAACCAAGACACUUACAAGAAGCUCAAGGUACCUUGGCGGCGCGGCGAGAUUUUUUUCGGGCCACCUGGGAAUGGAAAAACCAUCAGUAUCAAGGCCUUGAUGCACUCACUAUACAAGCGCAAAGACCCGGUUCCAACUCUCUACGUUAGAUCACUUGCUGGUUAUGGUGGUCCCGAAGCCUCGCUCGCUACUAUUUUUGGGCAAGCUCGGCGAUACGCUCCCUGCUUCCUCAUUUUCGAGGAUCUGGAUGCCAUCAUUACCGAUCAAACCCGCAGUUACUUCUUGAACGAGGUCGACGGUCUCACUUCGAAUGACGGCAUCUUUAUGGUUGGGUCCACAAACCAUCUCGACCGCCUGGAUCCUGGUAUCUCAAAGCGUCCUUCUCGCUUUGAUCGCAAAUAUCUCUUCCCCAACCCAAACCACGCGCAGCGUAUCAUGUACGCACAGUUCUGGCAAAAAAAGCUCAAAGACAACAAAGAUAUCGAAUUUCCAGACAAGCUCUGCGAGGCAGUAUCGUCAAUCACAGAUGGCUUCUCCUUCGCAUACAUGCAAGAAGCCUUUGUGGCAUCUCUACUAGCUCUUGCUACUCGCGACAAGGAGGAAGGCCAUCGUGACACUGACUUAGACAAGCUUCCAUUAUGGCAACAACUCAAGAAGCAGAUUAAGAUCCUUAGAGACGAACUUAACCAGGAUCCGGGAGAAGUAUUGGCAGCACUCAGGAUCUAA